AAAAUAAAAAAAUCUGAGUUUCUCCGUACAGCUCCCAUUCGUCUCAACCCGUCAUGAUCAUCACUCGCCGGAAAACCUUACAACCAUCUGCAUAAGAAAUUUGCAGGAUUUUCAUGUAUCUAUUCUGGUAAUUUAUUGAUUUUUUUUUUAUAUAUAUACAAAUUUGGGGGGAGCGAUGGGAGCUGUAACGUCGUCUAUGGCGUCAAAGUUUGCAUUUUUUCCGCCUAAUCCGCCGUCGUAUGGGGUGGUGAUGGAAGAAUCGACCGGAAAAAUUAAGAUGACAGAGGUGGUUCAAGGGCAAGACGUUGACAUUUUGAAGCUAGAGACGAAGAAGGGGACGGAGAUUAUUGCUAUGUACGUGAGGAAUCCGGCCGCGAAGUUGACCGUGCUUUACUCACAUGGAAACGCUGCUGAUUUAGGGCAGAUGUACGAUUUGUUUACAGAACUCAGUCUUCAUCUCCGGGUCAAUUUGAUGGGGUAUGACUAUUCAGGGUAUGGCCAGUCCACUGGCAAGCCUAGUGAGCAGAACACUUACGCCGACAUAGAAGCUGCAUAUAAGUGUCUUGAAGAGACAUACGGGGUGAAAGAGGAGGAUAUAAUAUUAUAUGGACAGUCUGUUGGUAGUGGACCAACAGUAGAUAUGGGAUCCCGCUUAUCAAGAUUGAGGGGACUGGUUCUGCACAGCCCGAUACUCUCUGGAGUUCGUGUCUUGCAUCCAGUUAAGCGGACAUACUGGUUUGACAUAUUUAAGAACAUUGACAAGAUACCAUUGGUUGAAUGCCCGGUCCUCAUUAUUCAUGGCACCGCAGAUGAUGUUGUGGAUUGUUCCCAUGGUAAGCAGCUGUUUGAUCUAUGUAAGCAAAAAUAUGACCCGUUGUGGGUUGAAGGAGGUAACCAUUGUGAUCUAGAGCUGUACCCCGAGUACAUAAAACAUCUGAAGAAGUUCAUAUCAGCUAUUGAGAAAUCGACAGUUUCUACCAAUGGACAUGCUCAAAGUAUGGACCAAAUAGAUGAACCUUGAUAAGUCAAGAUGGCACAGAUUGUAGAUGCAAGCCAUGCACAUACCAGACAGAGAAAUCUAGAUCAAGUACAGAAAAGAGAGUGAAAAGCAUACCAGCAAAACACAGAUCGAAGAGAUAUAUCACGAGAGCUAGCAUGGACAUGAAUGAAAAGUUUAGCAAGAACAUGGAUCCAGAACCACCAAAGAAAACAAGAAACAACAUUGAUCUGUUAUAUUAUAUUAGCUGGCUAAGAGUGUUUUGCAUCUUUUGUUUCCUUGUACUAAUUAGCAUGAUCACUGCUUUAACAAAUGAAGGAUGCUACUGGUGGCAAUUUCUUGUUGAUAUUAUGAGAUCAGCCGUAUUAUGCAAUUUCAACUGCUUUAAGAGUGUCAAAUUUUCCAGUUACCUCA
Messenger RNA from Solanum tuberosum (potato), 1411 nucleotides. Its product is annotated as alpha/beta hydrolase domain-containing protein 17B-like. Lineage: Eukaryota; Viridiplantae; Streptophyta; Magnoliopsida; Solanales; Solanaceae. The transcript has 5 exons. The coding region runs from base 176 to 1021 and encodes 281 amino acids. The record is from RefSeq and is a predicted model, not a curated record.